UCAGAAAGUCUACGUUGCAUGCUGGAAAGGGAAGAAACAUUAUCUAAACAACCAGCUAGUUUAUGCGUAUAGAAUCACACUGGACUUGCAUGUAGAUUUUGGAAUAGCCAUGGACAUCUUGCUAACCUAGAGUAGACGUACAUGCAGUUUUUGCCGAUAACUAUGUCCAGUUUCUGGAAAGAUGGUUGCUACUACUACUAAUCAGCCUUACUCCUCGCGGAGUGGCGAUCGUAUCAUUCCAGCGACAUCCUGGCUACUGGAGGGGUCGCUGCAGCUGCUAUUUGUGCCGUUUUCAGAGCGAACGCGCGGAGAGUCCAAGUGCUCAGCUGAUGCUCUGGACGAGUGCGACUUGCACAGCAGUAUCCAUCUGCUGGUAUUGGCAAUCGCCUUCAUUGUGAGUGUGGUAGCGAACAGUCUCUAUUGGUUGCGCUUUCUUGCUGAGUUUGAACUCAAAAAGAUCUUCCACCCUCCGUCACCAGUGCUUAAGUUUGUGAGAAAGUUUGGAGCUGUCGUACCUGAUACGGGCACGUUUUUCGCUGGGAUUCCAAUCCGCCAGAGUCGAGUAUCAAGUGAUUGGCUCUACUACUCUCUUCUACAGAAAAGAGUAUUGCUGAUACAGUGGGGAGUGUAUAAUCCACGUCAUAGAGGACAGCGAGGAGGUUCUGCGGUCACUUCAGGCAGAGCCUUCUCCUCCACGUUAUCGUCAAAGACAGAUAGAUUGUACUGCGUGGAUAUCAACAGAUUCCUGUAAUUAAUUCGUCAAUACGUCACGCAUUUUGCUAUAGUAUAUCAUAAGGUCGUCUAUCGCAUCAAUACUCGUAUCUGCAUUGCCAAGAGUUGAAAAGUAUGGAUCCAAGCAACUCUCGCCGGUCUCAGACCGAUUUCCGUCGUCCCGUUUCAGCCGACACCAGAAAUAGUUCAGGCAUGAUAGCCAGCGCCGGGGAACGGCAUCAAGUUUUACAAGAGCCGUAUGUUCGUAACCGAGGAUUGCGGAAUGAGCACUUCCGCGAACAUCUCACACAGGCUGGCUUGCAAAACAGUCCACCAUUACAAUCCGCCAAUUCUCAUCAAUACCAGUCAAUGACCCAGUCAUCAGGACAGUCGCCUCUAGCAUCACAGUAUUCCACGUCCAUACCACGUUUCGCUGAUCCAGGUUCUCCUAGUGGCCAACCGAGGUCAUCGCGACUACAAUCAUCAUCCAAGCAUCCAUCUUCAAGCCAGCCACCUUUAGGUCAUUCGUCAUCUAGUAGUUCCUCAUCAAACUAUCCACCAUCAAGCCAUUCUUCCCAACACCAGUCUCAACCAACAGUUCAACCAAUCAGUCACAACAACCGAGGGUUCAACCCUUCAUCUCAACACCAGCCUGUAGCCACAACUAAUUCCAGCCAAUCACCAUGGGUGUUUUCAAGUGGGCGUGAAGACUUUGCGAACGUUUUGCAAACAGCAUCAGCGCCGCAUGGAUCACAAGCCACACAAACGCAACCCCCGGUACCACAUGCCCGGCCAAGAAUACGACAGUCCCCGUCCGGCACCAAUUUAGGAGCACUGGCCGAAUUGGCCGACGCGGACGAGGACCCAAGCGGCAAUGAAUCAGUUCGUCUACCACCUAGCCAACCCCAGCAGUUCUCCAGCCGCCCACAAGCCUAUUUACCGUCCUCGUCAGCGUCGGAGACCGAAAACUCCAUGUCCACAACAAGCGGCUCUUCAAUAGAUCCCUUCCAGCAUCACCCGCCUAGUAAUCAACUUGCCAGUCAGGAUGUCUUGUCAGACGCGUCCAAUUUAUCCGUGCGCCGGCCACCCAAGACAGAUACUAUACAUCAGAACGUAGCUGGUACUUUCGAGAAUGAGAGCAGAUCAGAAGGGCAAGCUGAGAGUCAACCUGAGUUCAUGGGCGGUGAAUCCUCCGGGCGAAGCCUCUCUGACUUACCUGCAUCUUCAAGCACGUCCAGACCUAUGGCACAACACCGUCAGCGGCCACCGGCAGCUACGGCCGCAAGUAAUCAUUCCGGCGGCCGAAGGAACUACAGCAGUGACCCUGACACCAGUGAAAUGGGCACACGCACACCGCCGCUACGUCACCAGCCGCAGCACCUACCCGACGCGUCAGCACAGCAAUUUCACCGCCAGCUUCAGCAGCCUCAGCUGCAGCCACAGUCCACCCACCACCAGCCAAAUUCCAACUCCCGACCGGAGCAGCAUCAGCCGUAUAACUUGAAUUCGCGGCCACCGGACCGCACCUCUGGCCAACAGUAUCCACAUAUUUCUAACGUGGCCGGACACACACAUCCGCACUCGGAUGAAUACCUCCAACACGAGCUGCCGAGAACAAGUGCAGAGGCUACUGUUUAUGUAGAUCCCGUACCACCGGGUAGACCACAUGGCGACGAGGCUGGUGGGUAUGAUGUGUUCUUCAUCGACCCACUGCGCGACGCUCACCAAUGUCCCAUCUGCAGCAUGGCCCUGAAGACACCGGUUCAGACCAGCUGCGGACAUCGAUUCUGCAAGACUUGCAUCGAUCCCAUUAUUGCUGAUGUUGAGAAUGCGCAGUGCCCGGUGGACCAUGAGCCGGUGGACAAGACGUUUGCGGACAAGUGCUGUGAGCGCGAGGUCCUAUCGCUGGGAGUGCGCUGCAACAACUACUUGAAUGGAUGUGUUUGGUGCGGACCACUCAAAGACUUACCGGAUCACAUGGGCGUUUGCAGGUACAAUCUAGUGCGCUGUCCGAAUCGCGGCUGCGAGGGGCAGCCCAUGUUCCAGUGCGAUCUGCACCGUCACAUUAACGAGGAAUGUUUGUAUCGGCCUGUGCCAUGUCGCCUGUGUCGCAUGAACGUAGCGCAAGCCCUCAUGCACGACCACCUUUCACAGGACUGCAUGGACUACGAGAUCCAGUGCCCCAACGGUUGUGGAAACAGUGUUAAACGCAGAGAUUUGGAGCGGCAUACGGCUCAGGAAUGCUCACACAUUGUGUGUACUUGUCCAUACCAGAGGUAUUCGUGUCCGUUCAAGGCCACACGUGAGGAAAUGAACCAGCACUGUCAAGACAACCAAGAACAGCAUCUGGACAUGGUCGCCAAGCAAACCCAGUCUCUGGAAGGUACGAUGGAUAAGAUGCGUAACUCAUUAUCCCUUCAGCAGCAAACUAUAUCCCUGUUGGAAGAAAAGCUCCAAGAAGAACAAGCAGAACGGAAGCGGCUGGCAGAGAUGCAAAAAUCAUCAGCGUCUCUCGAUCCUGCUGCAUUGAUGGCUGACAGUCGGUUCCAAGCGGCGCUUAAGGCUUUUCUCGGUGACCAGUUCGAGUCCAGGAUGGAAACUAAGGCAGUGGACAUUCGGAAAUCUGUUGACUUAUGCGAACAGAGGAGCAUACAGGCCCAAGAAGGCUGCCAACUGCUGAAAGGACAGAUUCACGAAAGCGAGAAAACACUGGGCCAGAUGACCGUUACUGCAGCACGCAGUGAUGCCGCGCUGGCUGAAGUUGAUUUACGUCUGCUUGCAGUGGAAACCAAUAGCUACAAUGGUCUGAUCAUCUUCAAGAUCAACAACUUUGCACGAAGGCACGAGGAGGCGCGUACCGGCCGACGAGUCAGUCUCUAUAGUCCAACGUUCUACACCAGUCGUCACGGUUACAAAGUCUGCCUCCGCGUCUACCUCAAUGGUGAUGGUUCGGGCAAAGGCUCCCACAUCUCCGUCUUCUUCACCAUCAUGAAGGGAGAAUUUGACGCGUUGCUCGAUUGGCCGUUCAGGGCCAAGGUGACGUUUGCCAUCCUUGACCAGGGACCAGCUCGCCAUCACCGGAUUGAGUCGUUCAUCCCGGACCCGAACAGCAGUUCAUUCCAGAAACCCGUCAACGACAUGAACAUUGCCAGCGGAUGCCCGAAGAUGAUCAGCCACAGCGAGCUGUACGACAAGCAAACCAGCUACCUUCGAGAUGACUGCCUCUACAUCAAGGCAUCCGUUGAUCAAGCGGUCUGUGGCAGAUUGGAGGGCUAAGCUUGGCACAUGGACUUAACAACCGAAUCAAGUGCCUUGUGCUCACAAAAUUACACAGAAAGCAACCACCAGCGUUCCUCAGUGGCUCCCGUCGCUUUGUUGCCGACUCUAAACUGCCACUUGGCUGCCAAGUGACUGCCGACUCUCUGCUUUCAGCCUGCGUAUCCAGAGCAGCUGUACACACCGGGUGUGGCCAACAUCGCAUCAAUCCCGACUCUGUCGGUAUCUGCCAGUGCUCAUGGGAUGGCAUGCUUGCACGUCCUCGACCACGUCAUCGUGUGUCAGUGUUGCCAUGGUGUCGUACUUACGCUGCUCCCUGUUUGAAAUUUCAAUGUUACCACCUUUUCGUUUCAUCAGUGUCUAGUCUUUCUUACACAUAGAGCACUUUCCAUUCAUUUUUACACUAGUUCUAGUCUCACAUUUUUAUUAUUUCCAUCCCACCACCACCACCCCCUCAUUCCCUUGGCAGCCACACCGAGCAACCGAACGGUGCCGGUCAACGCUAUGCUACGAGUGUGUGCGAAAAGAGGCAAUGGUCAUGUGCCCUGGUGUCCACCUACCGUUGAGGCCGGCCAUGGAGAGAACAGCGUCGACUUGCGACAGGCGUGCGGUUUUCUUCACUGCUGACAAGAGAAGCUGCGUCUUCGUGACGACGAUGAACGCCCGGUUCCAGUUGGACGUACAGGCAACGAACUGCCCAGCCAGUAUCUGCAGAUGCGAACACCGGAGAGCCUCUGCUGGUUCUGCUCUCUACUGAUGUUGUAGGGUGCCAGUUCUCAGUGAAAUCCAAUAGAGAGAGUCUAUGCCACGCCGGGCGUCGUGCAGCCCGGGAGCACUCGGUGCAGCCCGGGAGCACUCGGUGCAGCCCGGGAGCACUCGGUGCAGCCUGGGAACACUCGGAUGCGAACCGUGCAAGGUGACGCACAGAUGAUGUAGCGUCUCGUGUCCAGGACCACCUGCGACAGUAUGCGAUCUCAAACUGGAUAUUCUCUACUUCGAACACUCUGCAAACCUGCCUGCGAGUCUCGUACUGGAACUGAAAAUACUAUGAACUUGAAUGCAUUACCUUCUUUGAUCUGUCAGAAUGUGACUACUCUGAAGAUCCAAGACUGAGCCGAUGCGGCUACAUGCUCCCUGCGGACUUGCUUUGAAUACUCACUAUCGCAAUUGAUUCUGUUGAAAAGGAAUGUUUAUGGCUCUGGCUUAUGCUACCACUACUGGCUGUGUACCUGUUGGUUUCACAUUAUAUGCUUGCACACACACAUACACACACACAUACAUACACACACAUACACACACACACACACACACACACACACACACACAUACAAACACGCAUGCGCACGUGCGCACACACACACACCAUCACACACCACAUUUCCAUCCCCCCCCCCCCCCCUACUAAGAAUGGCUUGGCGGCCUUGAUGGAUGUUGACAUGAAUUCCUGGAUUGUUGUUGAUGUUCUGGAUCCACGUGAUUUUUUAUGAGGUUGAGCUCUACCGACUGGAAUUGAGGAAAUAAUUGUAUUGCACCAAUGAUCAUUCUCACAUUUCUGUUUUUGAUUCUGUCGCUUGCUGCUUGCAUAAUCAGCCUACUCUUCAGUGAUGAUGAUAAUUAUUAUAAUUUAUGACUGAUGUGAAACCAUGAA
This is a messenger RNA of Sycon ciliatum, 5635 nucleotides long. RefSeq lists its product as uncharacterized. The transcript is spliced from 12 exons. NCBI's taxonomy places the organism in Eukaryota, Metazoa, Porifera, Calcarea, Leucosolenida, Sycettidae. Gene Ontology annotation, molecular function: protein binding; zinc ion binding. Gene Ontology annotation, biological process: protein K63-linked ubiquitination; tumor necrosis factor-mediated signaling pathway. The coding region runs from base 847 to 3987 and encodes 1046 amino acids. The record is from RefSeq and is a predicted model, not a curated record.